AUGAUACGACAAAAACAACUAACACUAUUAAAUAAUAUACAAAAUAGUAUACAUACGGCAUUUACACGGGUAUUUUGUCAAUGGGUUUCCAUAACACGUUUAGGACAAAUUAGAUGCUUUACAGAUAUGCCUAAAUACUCAAUAGACUCAGAAAAUGUAACAAAACAUUCCUCAAAACAAUCUGAACGUUUAUAUGACCUUUAUGGGCCUUUUUCAAAUGCAGAGUUACCCAAACCAGAAGCAUUUUCUAAACUUCCACCAAAUGUUCAAGCAGCAUAUCUUGAGCCACUUCGUCGUCCUGCCCGAUAUGGGAUUAUAACGUGUUCACUUCAAAUGCGAAGCUUUGAAGUACAUCGUCUUGCAUUUUUCGCAGACUUUUCUAUGAGAGCGGCAUAUUACAUAGGUCUUUGUGCCUCUGGCCCAGUACCACUACCUAAACGGAUUGAACGAUGGACCGUUCCACGUGGCCCAUUUGUCCAUUCAAAAAGCAAGGAAAAUUUUGAACGCAUUACAUAUAAAAGGCUUAUUACUAUUAAAGAUGGGCAUCCUCGUGUAGUUGAUACGUGGCUUGCAUAUCUAGCAAAACAUGUCAUGAGUGGAAUUGGUAUGAAAGCACAUGUUUUCCGUUAUGAGGCAAUCAUGCAAGAAAAAGAAAGAGACAGUAAAAUGCCUGAAGAAAAACAUUAA
Messenger RNA from Pneumocystis jirovecii RU7, 687 nucleotides. RefSeq names its product ribosomal protein S10. The record is from RefSeq and is a predicted model, not a curated record. The transcript has a single exon. The coding region runs from base 1 to 687 and encodes 228 amino acids. Gene Ontology annotation, cellular component: mitochondrion; ribosome; small ribosomal subunit. Gene Ontology annotation, biological process: translation. Gene Ontology annotation, molecular function: structural constituent of ribosome. NCBI's taxonomy places the organism in Eukaryota, Fungi, Ascomycota, Pneumocystomycetes, Pneumocystales, Pneumocystaceae.